GAGGGAAGGUGCAGGCAUAGCAAGGCACAGAGGAUUCCCUGUUCAUGGCGACAGAACUGGAUUUAUCAGAAGGAACGGUGCAGAAUAUCCUGGACCAAGACACACUCAAAUGGGUUUUUGUUGGAGGGAAAGGUGGUGUUGGUAAAACGACUUCCAGUUCGAUUCUCUCCAUUCUUCUUGCUAAAGUUCGAUCAUCUGUUUUGAUCAUCUCCACCGACCCGGCUCAUAAUCUCAGCGAUGCGUUUCAACAGCGCUUUACCAAGUCUCCCACUUUGGUCAAUGGAUUCACGAAUCUCUACGCCAUGGAGGUGGAUCCUAAUGUAGAGAAUGAGGAAUUGCACAAUACGGAAGGAAUGGACAGCUUUGUUUCUGAGUUGGCGAAUGCAAUUCCUGGAAUUGAUGAGGCCAUGAGUUUUGCCGAGAUGCUCAAAUUGGUACAAACAAUGGAUUACUCUGUUAUAGUGUUUGAUACUGCUCCAACAGGUCAUACACUCCGGCUAUUGCAGUUCCCAUCAACAUUAGAGAAGGGACUGGCAAAAAUGAUGACCUUAAAAAAUAAAUUUGGUGGCCUUUUAAGUCAGAUGACACGCAUGUUUGGCAUUGAUGAUGAAUUCGGUGAAGAUGCAAUUCUUGGAAAGCUGGAAGGCAUGAAAGAUGUGAUUGAACAAGUGAAUAAGCAAUUCAAGGAUCCAGACUUGACAACUUUCGUCUGUGUUUGCAUUCCUGAAUUCCUGUCCCUUUAUGAGACAGAGAGGUUGGUGCAAGAACUCACAAAGUUUGAGAUUGAUGCUCAUAAUAUCAUCAUUAACCAAGUAAUCUUCGAUGAAGAAGCUGUUGAAUCCAAGUUGCUGAAAGCACGAAUGCGGAUGCAACAAAAGUAUCUCGAUCAGUUCUACAUGUUGUAUGAUGACUUCAACAUAACCAAAUUGCCAUUGCUUCCAGAAGAGGUGUGCGGAGUUGAAGCGCUGAAGAAUUUUUCAAAUUACUUUGUAACACCUUAUCAGCCUUCCCUUAAUAGAGGAACUGUUGAAGAACUGGAGCAGAGAGUAUCCAUGCUAAAGGAACAGUUAAAAGAAGCCGAGUCAGACCUGGAGAAACUAAGAAAAGGAAAGCAAAAGGUCUGAUCUGUCUUUCCAUUUGCCAGUGAUCCAGUUCUCUUAUAUUGCUGAUGCACAAAUGGUGGCUUUCUCAGCUGCGUUUGUCUACCACUGGUAAGGUAUUAUUUUUCUCUGCUCCCUGUUGUGAAUGCUGGCCAUGGAAGGUGAAGAAUUUUGUUUUGGGUCCGGAAGCAGAACAAUCUCUAAAUUAUUUUAGCUAGUGAAGAUUCAUUAUUAGAGUAGAUAAGUUGUACUUUUCUUGGAUCCUCCAAAGUAUGAACAGGUUAACCUAAUGGCUACUAUACAUUGUUGAGGACAUAGGAUCCAUAUUUGCCUGUUAGGCUGUACCAUUGUUAGCAAAUUCAGAUUCGGGAAUAAUUCGGAAUAUACGGAAAGUUUGGGUUUA
Telopea speciosissima is the source of this 1503-nucleotide messenger RNA. RefSeq names its product ATPase GET3A-like. Gene Ontology annotation, cellular component: GET complex. The transcript has 7 exons. The record is from RefSeq and is a predicted model, not a curated record. Gene Ontology annotation, molecular function: ATP hydrolysis activity; ATP binding. Gene Ontology annotation, biological process: post-translational protein targeting to endoplasmic reticulum membrane. The coding region runs from base 45 to 1124 and encodes 359 amino acids. Lineage: Eukaryota; Viridiplantae; Streptophyta; Magnoliopsida; Proteales; Proteaceae.